This is a messenger RNA of Momordica charantia (bitter melon), 987 nucleotides long. Its product is annotated as Translation elongation factor EF1B/ribosomal protein S6 family protein. Gene Ontology annotation, molecular function: structural constituent of ribosome; small ribosomal subunit rRNA binding. Lineage: Eukaryota; Viridiplantae; Streptophyta; Magnoliopsida; Cucurbitales; Cucurbitaceae. The record is from RefSeq and is a predicted model, not a curated record. Gene Ontology annotation, cellular component: ribosome. Gene Ontology annotation, biological process: translation.
UUGUCUUCUCUCUCCAUCUGACGAAAUCCUCCUCUCCCUCCGUUAAAACACCCAGCGGGGCCGGCGCCGGCCGCCAUUUCAUUUCUCACGGCACUCGGUUAGAAUUUGCAACAGCUUUAAAGAGGAACUUGGGUGCUAAAGAAGAGGAGAUUAAGAUGCCUCUUUACGAUUGUAUGCUUUUGAUGAAACCCCAUGUGAAGAAGGAGGCCUUGUUGGACUUGGUUGCUAGAGUGGGCAAGCAUGUGUUCAGAAGAAAUGGGGUCGUCACUGACAUUAAGUCAUUUGGAGUUGUUCAACUGGGUUAUGGAAUUAAGAAACUUGAUGGAAGAUUUUAUCAGGGCCAACUUAUGCAGAUGACAAUGAUGGCUACUCCCAACAUGAACAAGGAGUUACAUUACUUGAACAAGGAAGAUCGUAUGUUGCGAUGGCUUUUGGUGAAACAUCGUGACACAAAAUAUGGGUUGGAAUUCCUUAGCGAAGACGAUGUGAAGGGUGAACUCAGCAAAUUUCCUCGAAUUGGUAUAAUGGGUGAUGAUGACACUGAUGAAGAAGACGAUGAUGAUGAUAAUGAUGAAGAAUACGAUGUGGAACAAGAAGAGAGCAAAGGAGAGUGAUUUUGCUCGUCUCUCUAAUGAUCAUGGCCCAAGUUUGAACUUGUUGAAGGACCUCUGCCACAAUUCUUGUAGUUUCUUUAGUUGUCCAUAUCAUCUGUGGUUCUCUUAUAUCAUAUUGGAAAUGCAUGCAUAAACCAAAGGUCCUUAGAAUGUCAUGUUUGGAAGAUGUUCUCCAAAUCUCGGGUUCGAGCCUCUAGAUGGGAAGUUUAUGAAAUAAAUUUUUUUCAUGUCUUUUGAAGUCAGUGUUGGAUCACGUGGUGUUUUUUUGAUGAGUAGUAGGGUCGAGCUUGAUACCAUGAAUAUUAAAGAAAAGUGUAAUCUUGCUUGCAGUGAUAUAGUAUUAAAUGAAGAAAAUAUGAGACUAUUUAGACGA